AUGUCUGAUAAUAUCGAAAAUUACUUUUACCGUAACCGUCAUCAACCAAACCAGGAUUUGUACUUUAAAGAAUGGCUUCCAAGUGUAUAUUUACCUAGUAUCGAAGUUUUAAGGAAGGCUAACUUUAAUAUAGCAGAAACUCAAUAUUGUCGAGAAUUUGAAGAAGGUAUAAAGUUAUGUAAUAGAAAUAGUUCAAGAAAUAAACGUAAGCUAAAGGAUAUUUUUUUAUUUCAAUUUGACGCUAUAUCUAAGAAUGCUGGCACUGUAAGCAUCGAAGGAUGCAGUCAGGGGAUUUGUCGUCCGGUAUGGGUUUAUCUUAUACUAGGUAUGAUACGGGCAAUGCCAUCAAGUAUCUUGUCGUCAUCCAAUAGAUUACUUCCAGAUUACAGUCAAACCUAG
Molecule: messenger RNA, 399 nt
Organism: Entrophospora sp. SA101
Lineage: Eukaryota; Fungi; Glomeromycota; Glomeromycetes; Entrophosporales; Entrophosporaceae
Source: the annotation of a GenBank genome assembly